AUGUCAUCGGUUGACAGGGCCGUCCGCCGCGUGUGGAGUCUCUUGCAAGAGUAUGGGCUCUCGGACAAACAGCUGCUGCUGGCAGUAUCUGGGGGCGCUGACAGUAUGGCGCUGGCAUAUCUUGUGAGCUGUGCUGUGGGGCCUCAGCGCUGCCACGCAAUCACUGUCGACCAUGGCUUCCGUCCAGAGAGCGCAGCUGAGGCGAAUGCGGUGUCCAAAUACAUGGACAGGCUCAGAAUUCGGCACCAUGCCAGGAAACUCAGCUGGGACCAGCAGCCAGCAGUCCAGCAGCUCGAGGAAGUAGCGCGCAGCAGGCGGUAUCUGGAGAUCUCGAAAGUGUGUACAGAGUUCGGCAUAGACGCCGUGCUGACCGGCCACCACGCAGGCGACCAGGCAGAGACGUUUCUGCUUCGGUUUCUUCGGCAAAGCGGCGUGUGCGGGCUAGCAGGGAUGCCCACACAGGCAGAGUUCCCGCAUGCUGUCGCCGGGGCUUCCUCUGCUCCGGUGCUUGUCCGACCGCUGCUGCAGUUCAAAAAGCCUGAGCUGUAUGAAAUCUGCAAGACACAGCGGGUUCCGUGGUUUGAGGAUGCCAGCAACAAGGACACGAGGUUCCGGCGCAACCAGCUCCGGCAGGUGAUCGGGUCCAAGGACAGCAUCCCGUCGUCGCCGUUCAACACUGACACGCUACUUGAGGUGUGUCGGGCGAUGCAGCGGCACCGCGUGUACAUCAACGGCAAAAUGAAGCUGCUUCUCGACCAGCACGCAAGAUUCGACACGGUAAACGGCGUAGUGGAGCUGGCUGCAUCGGCGCAUGGCCCGCCGGAAUGGGCACGCAAUGCAGCACUGCGCGAGCGCAUUCUGGCGCAUGUGGUCUCGUGGGUGAACUGCAGAGAGCACCCGCCAGAGCUCUGCCACCUGCGCCAGUUCGAGCAGGCAGUCUCCAGCUUUGCUGGCCAGACAUCGUCGGUGGCAGCGACUGCCGCCCACGUCUCGCUGCUAUGGCCGACCGGCAAACGCGGGUGGGUGUUCUGCCGCCAAGCUCCGCGCCCGGGCGAGAUCGGAUCCAUGCGCGGCCUUGCAUUUGGAUCGCUGGUGGUCUGGGACAGGCGCCUCGUGAUUAGCGUCGCGUCCAAGGAUCCCCGCGGCACAUGGGCGGUGCAGUCGCUGGGUGACGCGAUGCAGCGCUGGAGUGGCAUCAUCGGCGAGCACCGGCGGCAAAUAAAGGCAGCCAAGCGGAGGCUCGAGAUCCACGCAAUCCAGGUCACGCAGCCAGUGGUCAGCGUCAAGAUCGGCGAAUGCGAGGUGCCGGUGUUUGCGUUGGGUUGCACCGUGGAGAGCAGUGGCGUUGGGGAGGGCUGCCGAAUCCAGGUCCAGGCAAAGUCCCCUCCGAUGCGCUUUGAGGGCGAGCGCUUUCCGACCAGUGUGGCUACUACGCAUGGAGUGUGA
Messenger RNA from Linderina pennispora, 1446 nucleotides. RefSeq lists its product as uncharacterized. Bases 1 to 1446 code for a protein of 481 amino acids. The record is from RefSeq and is a predicted model, not a curated record. Gene Ontology annotation, biological process: tRNA processing. Gene Ontology annotation, molecular function: ligase activity, forming carbon-nitrogen bonds; ATP binding. The transcript has a single exon. NCBI's taxonomy places the organism in Eukaryota, Fungi, Kickxellomycota, Kickxellomycetes, Kickxellales, Kickxellaceae.